This is a messenger RNA of Contarinia nasturtii (swede midge), 933 nucleotides long. RefSeq lists its product as uncharacterized. The record is from RefSeq and is a predicted model, not a curated record. Lineage: Eukaryota; Metazoa; Arthropoda; Insecta; Diptera; Cecidomyiidae. The transcript has 5 exons. The coding region runs from base 70 to 738 and encodes 222 amino acids.
UCAAACAGCGGCAACACGAAACUUUACUUCUGUCGCUCAUUAGUUUAGUUUGUGAUUUAUUUUCUAAAAAUGAGUGGAAAUUCUGUUGAUAGCGGAAACCUUUCUAAAGCGUCUGGUUCGGGUUCUGCAUCCGAUGCAUCCGUCCACUCAUCACAAAAUAAAAAAAGGAAAACAAGUAUUUCAAACACAGUUUCACCAACAGGACAAAAAAUUUAUGAUUUUCAUGCCGCUUCUUCGCAACUCAUGUCGCACUAUCACCAAAUUACAUAUAAUGUUAAAGAUAACAAACAAGCCAUUCAAAAAUUGGGUAGUUUGGACACUAUAAUAGAAUCGCUAAAAGCAUCUCGCGAGUCAUUGAUUGAGAAACUAAAGGAUAUUGAAAAACAAUUUCCAAACCCAAAUUACCAAUCUCCAAAAAAAAGGAAACGGUCGCCAAUCGAUAAAAGUGUACCUCAGAACAAUGUAUCAACCGAAGAAAUCAUUGAAGCAUUCAAGCGUGCUUGUCUUAACAUAAUACAACGGACUGCGAAUAUUGUAAGUCAGUCCGAACCAUCAACUUACCAUAUUCAGAGAUUGAAGGAUGUGAAAAGUACAUAUGACGCACACGUAUUUUUGUUGACGGCAGCAAUGGGGAAAAUCGAAAAAAUGUUGGCGCCGAAAAACAUGGAUCCGUUCAAUUUUCUGGGCAAUUUUAAUUCACCUUCAAAUCCAACAUCUUCAUCAGCCAAACCAAAGUAAUAUUGAGAUCAGUGGCCUUUAAUCUAUCAAACCUUGAGUAAUAUGAACAAAAUAGCAAAGUAACAAACAGAAUUCUUCUAUCUUUCUCAAUUAAGUUCGAACAUUUAUAUCCUUGUUGAAUAACUUUUGAUAUUUCAUGGUUCAAUACGUCAAUUGAUUUGAAUUAAAAUGAAUGUUUAUAUGGAAAAUAAUCCA